Amphimedon queenslandica is the source of this 813-nucleotide messenger RNA. Its product is annotated as ATP-binding cassette sub-family B member 7, mitochondrial-like. The record is from RefSeq and is a predicted model, not a curated record. Lineage: Eukaryota; Metazoa; Porifera; Demospongiae; Haplosclerida; Niphatidae. The transcript has 7 exons. The annotation marks the transcript as partial. Gene Ontology annotation, biological process: intracellular iron ion homeostasis; transmembrane transport. Gene Ontology annotation, molecular function: ABC-type transporter activity; ATP binding. Gene Ontology annotation, cellular component: mitochondrial inner membrane.
AUAUGGCCGAGAGAUAAGCCAGCGCUUAAAGUCCGCGUAGUGACUGCUGUUGGACUAUUGUUUGGAGCUAAGUUGUUGAAUGUGCAAGUUCCUUUUUUCUUCAAAUAUGCUGUGGAUAGUUAUAGCAAAUUGCCUGAUCUUGCUACAACAGAAGGAGCUUUAAUCACAGGAGCAACAGCUUUAUUGUUAGGAUAUGGAGCUGCCAGAAUUGGUGCUUCGUUAUUCAAUGAGCUACGGAAUGCUGUAUUUGCAAAGGUAGCACAGUCAUCAAUACGUCGUGUUGCAAGGAGGACAUUCUUGCAUCUUCAUUCGCUUGAUCUCAGCUACCAUGUAUCAAGACACACAGGAGCAAUGUCUAGAGCUGUUGAUAGAGGAACUAGAGGUAUCAAUUUUAUACUCUCUGCUCUUGUCUUCAAUGUAUUUCCUACUUUCUUCGAAGUUGGACUUGUUGCAGGAAUACUGACAUAUCGGUGUGGGCUCUCAUAUGGACUGUUAACAGUAGGGACUAUUGGAGUGUACACACUCUACACGUUAGCCAUGACACAAUGGAGGACCAAGUUUCGUGUUCGAAUGAACAAUGCUGACAAUGAAUCUGGAUCAAAAGCGAUUGAUUCUUUGAUUAACUAUGAAACUGUUAAGUUGUUUAACAAUGAAGCUUAUGAAGCAGAUGAAUAUGAUAAAGUCCUUGCCAGGUAUGAGGAUGCUUCAUUAAAGACGGUUACAUCGCUGUCUGCAUUGAAUUUUGGGCAGAAUGCUAUCUUUGGCGUGUCACUGACUGCUGUAAUGCUAAUGGCCAGUCAUGGAAUACAUCAG